Thalassophryne amazonica is the source of this 5003-nucleotide messenger RNA. Its product is annotated as neuronal acetylcholine receptor subunit alpha-9-II. The transcript has 6 exons. Gene Ontology annotation, molecular function: acetylcholine-gated monoatomic cation-selective channel activity; transmembrane signaling receptor activity. The record is from RefSeq and is a predicted model, not a curated record. The coding region runs from base 2434 to 4155 and encodes 573 amino acids. NCBI's taxonomy places the organism in Eukaryota, Metazoa, Chordata, Actinopteri, Batrachoidiformes, Batrachoididae. Gene Ontology annotation, biological process: signal transduction; nervous system process; monoatomic ion transmembrane transport. Gene Ontology annotation, cellular component: postsynaptic membrane; synapse; neuron projection.
CAAAAACAUCUGAACCCUGAUUGGUGUGAAAAAUUCACUGUUGUCUUUACUGUAGCAAAAUUUUCUCCCACUGUACCUUGAAGCUGUAAUUUAAAAACAGUAACAAAAAACUUUUGGCUUCUCUCUUUGCCUCCAGGGUCACUGCAGGAGAUCAGACAUGUAUCUGCAUGUUGUUUCAGCACCAGUUUCAUGCCAGAUGCCUUUCCUGACUCGACUCCAUGUUAUGUGAAGAAUGGGCACUGGUGGUGUUGAACCAGGAACCUACUGCUUUAGAAGCAAGCGCACUAACCCCUUGGGGACACCAUGCUGCCCUGCAGCUGUAACUAAUGGAUUUUUCUUUUUUUUUUUCCUGCUCUAUGCGCAGUCUCUAAUCACAGCCACAGAAGCUUGUAACACCUUCUGAGAGCUUCCUUCAUGAGUGUCCGUCAUACAGGCUAAUCUUGAUUUUGACAGUGGUACUUUGCUAAUAUCAGAAUUGGACAUGGACAGGUGGCUAUCUGGGUCAUAUACUGUGCGGUGCCCAUCCUCUCCACUAUGCAAGUAUUGCAUAUGUGCACAAAACACUAGAAUGCCGCUUAACAUGUUUCUGUUCUUGUGUGGAGCAGUGUGUUGCACAGUUGCUUGCACAAAGUUCAACCCUUUGGGAAAGUUUCUAGAAUUAUUUGGAACGGUGUGUGAGUCCAGAAUGUAAUUGUCAAUGUUCAUUGUUCACUCUUGUUACGUAAUAUCUGUAAUUUUUCUAAAAAUAUUAGUCCUAACAAUGUUACAUUUUGGUGUUGUUCAUCCUUGAACCAAAAUAGAUAAGCAUACAAAUGGCAAAUGUCAGCUUUCCCCUGUUUGUCCGUGUUCAAAGCUGUACGCACGCACACGUACACAAACACAGAGGCCACUUGGCUUUUAAUAUAUAGAUGAUUUACCACCCCCUGCUGGAAUAACGUGUGAGCCCAGAAUGUAAUUAUCAACGUCUUUUCAUUGUUGUUAGCUAAUAUCCCUAAUUUCUCCAAAAAUGUUAGCCCUAUCAACUUUCUGUUUUCACAGUGUUCAUUCGUGACCAAACAGCGCAUGUCAGCUCUCCCCAGUUUGUCCGUGAUCGAAGCCAUACCUGUGUACGCAUGCACAUGUACACAGAGGUGACUUGGUUUUUAAUAUAUAGAUAAAUAAAGACUGUUAAGAUGUUUUGGUCUAGGUUUGCCUGCAUGAUUGAAGGUCAUUGUUUUGCUGGAAAUCAGAUAUUCUCCAAAGGUGUAGGUUUCUUGCAGGUGCCUUACAACACGUCUUUGUGUAGGAGUCCCCUACUUUCAUUCUAGCUUUACACCCUGAAGCCUGCCCACAUCCACACAGCACUAUGGCGUGUUUAUGUUGGUGCUUCGUUUGGUUAAGAACCUCAGCUUCUCCAGACUAAAGACCUUUAACCUUAGAAUGAACAAACUAGCAGAGUUACCACAUGCAUCUCGUGAUCCAACCAAGAAGCUAUGACUGGUGACGUACUGAAAAAGCGGGAAUGUACACAAACUGUCGCAGCUUCAGGUCUCUUGGUUGUUUCACUCACAUUCGGUUUAAAGCAGAUUUACAGCUGCAGUAUUCAUGGGACAUUCGGUGGCUGUGCACUCUGCAGCACUCCUGCUGAAAUAUAUAUUGUAAUUGAUGUUUCCAUAUUGAUUGUCACAGAAUUGCUUUUGGGAAUUUCACUGCAAAAUUCACAGCAGUGACCUUUUAAUGUCAUCACAUUCCUGUAUCAUGAGUUAUGUGAAUUAUACAUCAUGUUAAUUACUAUUAAACUGCAGAUUUGCUUCAUAUUUAGUGAUGACAUGUUAAGUGCCACUAUUUACCUUUUAAUUUUAGCUGCUUUUACGAAUCAGAACAGUUUCACCCUAACUUUCUACCAGAACACUGCAGAGAAGAUGGAUUAAAAAAAAAAACAAAAAACUUACAGGUCAGAUGGAUAAGACUCUAAAAUGAAAGACAAACAUUUAUAAAUGAAGAGGACUGAAGGACCUUGAGGGUCCAUAAAUGUCAACAAACAAAUCAUAGACCUUUGGUUUAGACAUGGAGUCCGUCCACACCCUACUGCAUGCUAAAUAUUACAUUAUUAUUUUUAGAUUAAUAUUUUAAUGCCAAUCUUUUCUCCUCCAGUUCUCUGGUGACAGCAGCAUGUGACUGUCACAGACCAUAAGUCCACCUGGCUGCAGACGAGUGAUUGACAGAUGAAUAGCCCGUGUGCGGCGAUGCUUCGGGGCAUCUUGUUUCUCUCAGUCUGCCGCUGCUAUGUGAUAGCUGGAGUUUAAUUCUGUGUCUCAGUUCAGCAGACACGCUGUCUCCCCUGUCCUGCAUUAAGAACUGGUCUGAAUGGCAGAACCACCAAAUGAAACGGUGCCCAGAUCUCCGCCUGAGUUCAAUUGGGGUUGAACGGGCAUCAUGUAGGCUUGUCGGGGAAUGAAACUGAAAACUGUUGGACUUCUGAAUGCGGUCAUCUGUUAUUUUGUCUCAUACGCACAAGUGCUGAAGAUGUUUCCAAUAAUAUGUCUUGCGUUGCUCCUUCCUGAAGUGGCUCACUCAGCUCAGGGCCAUUACGCCCACAAGCUAUUGAAUGAUUUGAUGGAGAAUUACUCCAACGCCCUGCGGCCGGUGGAGGACACUGACAGGGCCCUCAACGUCAGUUUGCAGAUCACCCUUUCUCAGAUCAAAGACAUGGAUGAGAGGAACCAGGUUCUGAUUGCCUACCUGUGGAUUAGGCAGACGUGGCACGAUGCCUACCUGAAGUGGAAUAAGGAGGACUAUGAUGGGCUGGAGGUCAUUCACAUCCCCAGCAGCCUUGUGUGGAGGCCUGACCUCGUCCUCUAUAACAAGGCUGAUGAUGACUUCUCAGGGCCAAUGGACACCAACGUGAAGCUGCGGUACACUGGAGAGAUAACAUGGGAUGCUCCCGCCAUCACCAAGAGUUCCUGUGUGGUGGAUGUCUCCUACUUCCCCUUUGACAGCCAAAAUUGUAACCUGACCUUUGGUUCCUGGACCUACAAUGGCAACCAGGUAGACAUCAUUAUGGACAAGGACAGUGGUGACCUCUCUGACUUUGUGGAAAAUGUGGAGUGGGAGUGUCAUGGGAUGCCAGCCACAAAGAAUGUCAUCAUGUACGGCUGCUGCUCUGACCCAUAUCCAGACAUCACCUACACCGUGCUGCUGCAGCGCCGCUCUUCCUUCUAUAUCUUUAACCUCCUUCUCCCCUGCUUCCUCAUCUCGUUCUUGGCUCCUCUGGGAUUCUACUUGCCUGCAGACUCCGGGGAGAAGGUUUCCCUCGGAGUGACCGUGCUGCUGGCUCUCACUGUGUUCCAGCUAAUGGUGGCUGAGAGCAUGCCACCCUCAGAGAGUGUGCCGCUUAUAGGAAAGUACUACAUUGCCACUAUGACGAUGGUUACAGCUUCUACUGCGCUCACCAUUUUCAUCAUGAACAUCCACUUCUGCGGUGCUGAAGCCAAGCCAGUGCCCCAGUGGGCAAAAGUCCUCAUCAUUGACUACAUGUCCAAGAUUUUCUUUGUUUAUGAGGUCGGAGAGAACUGUGCCUCUUCCUCUUCUCAGUCUCUCCAGGAUGACCUCCGUCGCCAGCAGCACCUCAGUCAGCAUGUCCAUGCAAAUGGUAAACCAGGGGUAAACCACAGCAGCCAACAGGAGAGGCAGUAUAACAGUUACACCACGCCACAGACCCCCAAGCACCAUCAUCAUCCCAGAGUGAAAGCCCAGCACCACAUCACCAGGGAGGAGAGGAGCUUCCUCUCCAGUCCUGCUCCAAGGAUGUACGAAGAUUCUAAUGGGAAAAUCCCAACAGGCAACAACUGCAAAAACAACCAGAAUAUCUUCUGUUACUCUGAAGACCAGAAACUUCCCUACUGCCCUGAAGAAAAAAAGCCUCCGUCUCCAGUCUCCACUGCGACCUUUGGCCCCUGUAUUUUGUGUAGCCAAGGCAAUGGCGUCUCUGGUGCAGACGCCAAGUUGGUGCGUAAUGUGGAGUACAUUGCCAACUGUUUCCGAGAGCAGAGGGCCACGUGCGCCAAAGGAGCGGAAUGGAAGAAGGUUGCUAAAGUCAUGGACAGGUUUUUUAUGUGGAUCUUCUUCAUUAUGGUUUUCCUCAUGAGCAUCCUCAUCAUUGGCAAAGCACCAUGACAGUGCAGUUUUUUUAUUUAGAUUGCCUUUAGUAAAUUAUUUGUAGUUGAUUAAAGACAUUUUUCUUCUUUUUAAAAUAAUAAACCUGCAGGUUCAUACUGUAUGUUGAAAUGUCAGUGAAGAUUGUGGAAUUUUCUUGAUUGAUAAUUAUUGUAUGGCCUUGCCUUACAAUAUAAAGCGCCUUGGGGCAACUGUUUGUUGUGAUUUGGCGCUAUAUAAAAAAAAUUGAUUGAUUGAUUGAUUGAUGAGGUUAUUGUGAGUCAGAGGACCACUUGUGCUGUGGAGUUAGACAGUCUGGGGGGGGGCUGGGGGGGGUUCUUUCCAUCAUGCCUCAGCAGCUGUUUUUAGCUCUUGUGCCUCUGUGUCACAUGAUUUUGGCAUUCAUAGUAUAAAUUGCUUGAUUUUAAAAUUAAAAACAGUAUAAAUAUGGUUUGUCAUGUGCUCUUUAUUAUUAAGACCCCCCCCCCCCAAAAAAAGCACACUUACACACUCCCAAAAAGCUGUAUUGGUUAUUGUUUUUUCAUGGCUUGUACAGCAAAAAUGUAAAUAAAUGGGUAGGUGAAUAUAUUCCAGAGAGAUGAUCUAUAGAUGAACUCAAAAAACAAUGAAUGCUGUCAUUUUGUAAGGUGCUGUUUGGGCGUUUAGCGCAGUUUGUCACCAUGAUGAUGUUGCACAUUUAGCUUACCUAAGUGGUGAUAUGCUGCUCUUAGUGAUGGUGGUCAGCCUUCGCAAGGCCACCAACAUUUCUCAACAUUGCACCCAGUGAGUCAAAACUUGACAUACAGUAGUGUUCAGAAUAAUAGUAGUGCUAUGUGACUGAAAAGAUUAAUCCAGGUUUUGAGUAUAUU